This is a messenger RNA of Colletes gigas, 801 nucleotides long. RefSeq lists its product as uncharacterized. Bases 170 to 673 code for a protein of 167 amino acids. The record is from RefSeq and is a predicted model, not a curated record. The transcript is spliced from 2 exons. NCBI's taxonomy places the organism in Eukaryota, Metazoa, Arthropoda, Insecta, Hymenoptera, Colletidae.
CUGAAUCGGGAUUUCCGAACUACAUUCGUCGUUCGCCUCGAGAAGUGUUAAGAUCGUGUCCGUUCUAUGGUGCUAUUCUAUUUUUCUUUACAUCGCGUGAUCAAACUGCACAUAUUUUUAUACACUCCCCAAUUUAAUAUAAAAAAAUCGUCUCUAAGAUAUAUUAAGUAUGGCGUUAACAAGUGGUGCUAUGUAUAACGCGCGAACCGUCGUUCCAUCGUUCAUGUCGUCAAAUACAUAUUACGGUUACGUGCCGCCCUAUAGAAAAGAAAAUCAACCUAACGCUGUGCUCGAGCAUGCGGAAGUUAAUGAAACGUCGGUAUUUGAUCGCUGUUCUUACGAUACAGCUAUGGAAACUGACGAUGACGGAUGUGAUUAUUCUAUGGCAUCUCGCUAUAUGAAUAACGCUUCCGUGAUUCUAGCUGCGUCGGCACAGUGUCGGUUGAAAACUAACGAUCACCAACAACACCGUCAACAACAGGCGGCCCACGGCGACGCGGAUACGCUUCGACGCCGGAACCGGAAGCGGUGCAACGAUGAUCUCAGUCCUACCACCGAGCUGAAAAAGUUUCGUGAAGAGGCGGUGGUAACCACCACACACACUAUGGUACAGGGAAUACAAAAAACAAUGGAUUGGCCAAGGUGUCGUAUGAGUCUGAACUACUGCAUCUAAAUACAAAUGGUGAUGAGACCUGGGAGCAAGCCGCUAUCAUAAACAAGGGCUGCUGUUGGGCAGCAGGUAAUGAUAAUCUAUUAAAUAAUUCAGAUUGUAAACAUUUAUUGUCAAGCAAUGGGUUCAAA